Molecule: messenger RNA, 2855 nt
Organism: Orbicella faveolata
Lineage: Eukaryota; Metazoa; Cnidaria; Anthozoa; Scleractinia; Merulinidae
Product: pre-mRNA-splicing factor RBM22-like
Cellular component (GO): U2-type catalytic step 2 spliceosome; Prp19 complex; U2-type catalytic step 1 spliceosome
Molecular function (GO): pre-mRNA binding; U6 snRNA binding; metal ion binding
Source: RefSeq, a predicted model, not a curated record
AAUUAUAUAACUUCCUUUCCUCUUUCACGAAACUUUGGAAGAAGUUGGAAGGUUUUUUUUUUUUUUUUUUACACGUGCGCCGACUGUACUAUCAGGUUUCCCCUUCUUUACAUUAUAUCCGCCUUCCUCCUGCCCCCUAUCCCCAUAGCAUCUGGAAAUAUCAUUGUUAGAAAGUAAGUCAAUAUUUCUUCUCGAGUUUUCAGAAUUAUGCUUGACUUUAUGGAAAGGGAGUAAAAAAUAAGCCGACUAGGACCGUGGACGACGCUCUGACCAGUUCCCCACGGUCUUUUCGUUUUGAGUCCGCAAUACUCGAGUACAGCAUUGAAGCGAGGCUGGAACAUAUUCAACAUGGCGACCUCAAAGAGUGCGAACACUUAUAAUCGACAAAAUUGGGAAAAUGCGGAAUUCCCCAUUCUUUGUCAGACAUGCCUUGGAGAUAAUCCUUAUGUUAGAAUGACAAGGGAAACAUAUGGUAGAGAAUGUAAGAUUUGCGCACGGCCAUUCACAGUGUUUCGUUGGUGUCCUGGUGCUCGUAUGAGGUUUAAGAAGACAGAAGUCUGUCAGACAUGUUCAAAGUUAAAGAAUGUUUGUCAAACAUGCCUACUUGAUCUUGAUUAUGGUUUGCCAGUACAAGUCAGGGACCAUGCCCUUGGAAUGAAAGAUGAUGUACCAAAAUCUGAUGUUAACAAAGAAUUUUACACUCAGAAUGUGGAGAAAGAGUUGGCUAAUUCAGAUGGCACGACCCCUGGUGGAACACUUGGUAAAGCCAAUGCACCCAGUGAUUUGUUGCUGAAACUAGCCAGGACCACACCCUACUACAAGAGGAACAGACCUCACAUCUGCUCAUUCUGGGUAAAGGGCGAGUGCAAGCGUGGUGAUGAAUGCCCUUACAGACAUGACAUGCCUACUGAUCCUAAUGACCCUCUGGCAGACCAGAACAUUAAAGAUAGAUAUUAUGGAAUGAGUGAUCCAGUAGCAGCACGUCUACUUAAACAGGCUUCUACCAUGCCGACCCUGGAGCCUCCCUCUGACAAGUCCAUCACUACACUGUAUGUUGGAGGAUUAGAGGGAAAAGUGGAAGAAAGUGAUUUAAGGGAUUAUUUCUAUCAGUUUGGUGAGCUUCGAUCUAUAUCAAUGGUUCCACGACAGAACUGUGCAUUUGUCUGCUUUACCUCAAGAGCAGCAGCAGAAACAGCAGCAGAGCGCUCCUUUGGCAAACUGAUACUGAAAGGACGGAGAAUGAAAAUUAUGUGGGGCAAGUCUCAAGGGCAGCAACCAGCCCCAGGAAAACAAGGAGGCACUUCACUGGCUCCAGUACCAGGAUUACCAGGAGCGCUCCCGCUGCCUCCCACAGAAGAAAAAAGCCCAACAAAUUUCUUCAACCUUGCUCCACCAUCCAAUGCAGCAUCAUCUGGUGCCCCUCCUGUUCCACUUACUUUACCACCUCCCCCUGGACAGGUUCCAGGUAUGCCCCCUCCACCCAUGGGGCAUCCAUUACCUCCACCACCAGGAGGAUUCCCUCCCCCUUUUGGACAUCCACCAUUCAGACCACCUCCAAUGCCUUUUUAUGGGGCACCACCUCCUCCCUGUAUGCCUCCACCUUCAAGGCAUGUCAUGCCUCGCCCUCCACCUGGUCCUCCACCAAUACACUACCCCUCUCAGGAUCCUCAUAGAUUGGGUGCAGGAAAGGGUGGGGAAGGAGGUCCCCAUCCACCAGCCCCUGCAGCUGCCAGUUCCUAGUCUAUCAAAAUUGUCUCACCUGGAAUAUGGUGUUUUUAGAAAUAAUACACUUGAAGUUUCUAUAUUGAAAACCCUAAAAUCUGACCCGUCUUUAAACUGAUGAGAGAGGCUUUCUGGUUGCUGGAGGAAUGCAAGAUAUAACUAUAUGGAAUAACAUCACAGUUUUUAUAAAAGUUUACUUUUUUUAUGGCUUCAACUGUAUGUAUUCAAGAAGUAAUGUAUGUGCUAUUGUAGACCUUCAUUGCUAUAUCUACCAUGGUUCAUUUUGCACACUGUUCCUUUUAAUUUACAAAUUAAAGCAGCUUUCCAGCCACUUAAAGAAUUGUUUAGAUUUCUCUGUUUUCGUACAGCCUGUCACCUUAGCUGUUUGAAAGGCAAACUUGGGUACCACUGCAGGGAACCUAACUAAUUGGCUAACAAGACAUGCUGAUUGAGCUGUAGUCAUCAUAGAUAUUGAGGAACUGCAGUUAAAUUAAGGGGAAAAAUUAACUCUACUCCAGGACAGCUGUUAAAGGAAAAUGGCUAGGCUUCCUGGGAGCUGAAGAUACCCUCAUCAAAUGACUCAGAGUUACCCACUCCCUGCCCUGUCUAGUCUCCCGUUUUGGGAUGGUGUUCAGUUCUCUUACGAUUCUAUUCGUGCAUUCAACCAUUGAAUAAAAAUACGGGACAACCCAAGGGACAACCAAAAGGUGCCCGCUAGAUGACCUCAUCAGGACAUGCAAAAGAUGCCUGCGGCAGCUGGUUAUUAGUGGUUUUAAUUGAAGUAUUUUGCUGACAACAAUUUCGGACUUUAAAAACUGGCAGUAUGCAGUUGAAACAACAUGAUCUACAUCAUAAGCGAGCACAUCGUGGGACAAACGAUUAUACUUUAUUAACAAAAAAUUACCACCUCCAAGGACAGGGCUAAUGUGGCUCCUUUCUAAAUAUUUUUAUAGUAUUUAUUAUUUUGGUUUAUUUACAAUGCCUGAUAAGGGAGGUGGGCGGAGGCGUGAUGGCCUCAUGGUUUAAUAGUGCGCUUGACUCUGGAGUGAGCGGUCCAAGUUUGAGCCCUGGCCAGGGACAUUGCGUUGUAUUCUUGGUCAAGACACUUAAGUCUCAUAGUGCUUCUCUCCACC